AUGUGCUGUGGCGGAGAUCCCACGGCCCCGAGGCCUACCACCCGUACACACUCGCUUACGCCAAGUAUCAGCUCAUGCACGUCAGAUCAGAAGCUACGACAAGACAACGUUAUCCGCAACAUGGGUUGGGACAAGAAGGGCUUCUCGGAAAAGAGACAGAGAUCUAUGGCGCAAAUCUUCCUCAAUGAGAUCCAAAAGGCCAAGGAUCGCGGCGAGUGGUAG
Messenger RNA from Fusarium odoratissimum NRRL 54006, 222 nucleotides. RefSeq lists its product as uncharacterized. Lineage: Eukaryota; Fungi; Ascomycota; Sordariomycetes; Hypocreales; Nectriaceae. The record is from RefSeq and is a predicted model, not a curated record. The transcript has a single exon. Bases 1 to 222 code for a protein of 73 amino acids.